AUGGUAGUCACCACCCAGACCAACCUUCCUGACGAACGGGGCCGAUUUGGCGAUUUUGGCGGGAAGUUCGUCCCUGAAACCGUAAUGGCCGCCCUCACUGAACUAGAGGAUUCCUACCGUGCGGUUCAGGACGACGCCGGGUUCGCCGAGCAACUCAGCAAUCUGAUGACCAACUACGCCGGUCGGCCCACCGCUCUGUACCACGCUGAAAACCUGAGCCGGCAUUGCGGCGGCGCCAGCAUCUACCUCAAGCGUGAGGACCUUGCCCACACCGGCGCGCACAAGAUCAACAACGCUCUCGGCCAAUGUCUGCUCGCCCAGCGCAUGGGCAAACAGCGCAUCAUCGCGGAAACCGGCGCGGGUCAGCACGGUGUCGCCACCGCCACCGUCUGCGCCAUGCUCGGGCUGCAGUGCAUCGUCUACAUGGGGUCGGAGGACACGGUGCGCCAGUCUCUCAACGUCUAUCGUAUGCGCCUGCUUGGGGCCGAAGUGAUCCCCGUCGAAGCUGGCACCCGCACACUGAAAGACGCCAUCAACGAGGCCAUCCGCGACUGGGUAACGAACGUCGAAACCACACAUUACCUCAUCGGCAGCGUGGUCGGUCCGCACCCGUACCCGAUGCUGGUCCGUGAUUUCCAGUCUGUCAUCGGCCGCGAGGCGCGCCAGCAGAUACUCGACUCCGAGGGUCGCCUGCCUACCGCUGUGGUCGCCUGUGUGGGCGGCGGCAGCAAUGCCAUUGGUACCUUCUACGAGUUCAUCGGAGACGAGGACGUUCGCCUGGUCGGUGUGGAGGCUGCUGGAGAAGGCGUGGAAACCGGCCGUCACUCCGCGACCUUGUCCGCCGGACGCCCCGGUGUGCUCCACGGCUCGCUUUCCUACCUGCUGCAGGACGAACACGGUCAGAUUCAGGAGGCCCACAGCAUUUCUGCAGGGCUUGAUUACCCUGGCGUCGGCCCCGAGCACAGCUGGCUGAAAGCCACCGGCCGUGCCGAGUACCUGGCCGUAACCGACGAAGAGGCUCUGGAAGGCUUCCGUCUCCUCUGCCGCACCGAGGGCAUCAUCCCGGCCCUCGAGUCCGCCCACGCCAUCUAUCACGCCAGUCGCAUGGCGGCCGACAUGCCUGCCGAUGACAUCAUCCUGGUUUGCCUCAGCGGUCGGGGCGAUAAGGACGUGCCGUCGAUUGCCGAGCGCGAGGGCAUCGGGUCCUGA
Geodia barretti is the source of this 1209-nucleotide messenger RNA. The record is from the annotation of a GenBank genome assembly. Lineage: Eukaryota; Metazoa; Porifera; Demospongiae; Tetractinellida; Geodiidae.